AUGUGUAUUUUAAAUAAAUUUAAGCAAAGCGCGGUGGCGGGUUGCGAGCACGGUGCAGGCGGGGCGAGCUCGGGCGGCGGGCGGCCCGCCGACACCAUUCGCCGCGUCAAGGUGAAGAUGUCGUCGGUGUCCGCGCAGGGCGUCGUCGAGCGCGCCUCGGCCGAGCUCUCGCGCCGCAUCACGGGCCUCGGCCUCCGCGGUCGUAAGAGGUCCCCCGGCGUGGUCGAGCGCGUUGCCAACGCGCUCUGCGGCCCCGCCGCCACUGCCGCCCCCCGCAUACCGCGCAGACGACGACCGUCACCCAGACCUUUAGUUUGGAACCAAUUCAUAAUGGAAGACAGAUUUCUUGAAAUUUUUUUUCUUUAUUUUAAUGCAAACGAUAGGAGAUCACUGGCUCAAGUUUGCACGAAAUGGCGCGACAUUCUCUAUUCGUCGCCGCGCUGGUGGUCCGGUCUCGUGGCUGUGCUAGACUGUCGCGAGCUUAGAUCGGAAUCUGGCUGUUGCAUGCAGAGAUUUUACAAUUCUAUAGUGAGGAGGGGUAUACGCGGUGUAAUUUUGGUAUCUGCCACCGAUGAUGACAUAAACGAGUUUAUAAAACAAUUUCCUGUAUCAACCCAUCAUAUACACGCUAUCGGAUUAAAAGGCUGCACAAUAACAGAUAGAGGAUUAGAAGCUAUAUUGGAUCACUUACAGGUUCUUUUUGAACUAGAACUAACGGGCUGCAAUGAGAUAACGGAAGCUGGUUUAUGGGCAUGUCUAACUCCAAGGAUAGUUUCACUUACGCUUACUGACUGUAUUAACAUUGCUGAUGAGGCUGUGGGUGCAGUGGCACAGCUCCUGCCGUCCCUGUACGAGUUCUCGCUGCAAGCGUACCACGUGACGGACGCCGCGCUCGGCUACUUCUCGCCCAAGCAGAGCGCUUCUCUCAGCAUACUCCGGCUGCACAGCUGCUGGGAGCUGACCAAUCAUGGCGUCGUCAAUAUUGUGCACUCGCUGCCCAACCUAACAGUGCUGUCGCUGAGCGGCUGCAGCAAGGUGACGGACGAGGGCGUGGAGCUGCUGGCGGAGAACCUGCCGCGCCUGCGCAGCCUCGACCUCAGCUGGUGCCCGCGCGUCACCGACAACGCGCUGGAAUACAUCGCCUGCGAUCUGAACCAUCUGGAGGAGCUCACUUUGGACAGGUGCGUACACAUAACUGACAUCGGCGUGGGCUACAUCAGCACGAUGCAGUCGCUGGUGGCGCUGUACCUGCGCUGGUGCUCGCAGGUGCGCGACUUCGGUGUGCAGCACCUCUGCGGCAUGCGCUCGCUGCAGCUGCUCUCGCUCGCGGGAUGUCCUCUGCUGACAUCGGGCGGGCUAUCGAGCCUCAUCCAACUGCGGCAGCUGCGCGAGCUGGAGCUGACCAACUGCCCCGGCGCGUCGCCCGAGCUCUUCGACUACCUGCACGAGCACCUGCCGCGCUGCCUCAUUGUGGAA
Brenthis ino (lesser marbled fritillary) is the source of this 1476-nucleotide messenger RNA. The record is from the annotation of a GenBank genome assembly. NCBI's taxonomy places the organism in Eukaryota, Metazoa, Arthropoda, Insecta, Lepidoptera, Nymphalidae.